AUGCCCAAUAGAGCAGCAUCCCAGAGCAAUUCCGCUGAGGGACCCCUCUCACGACCGGCCCUGACGGUGCUAUCAUGGAACGCCGAAGGUAUAUCAGAUGCCAAGGAGGAAGUCCUUGCACAUAUGUGCAAACAAAUGAACUGCGAUGUGCUAUGUCUUCAAGAGACUCACCGCGGCAGCGACAAUCCACGGCCCAAGAUCAAGGGUAUGAAGCUUGCCAUCGAGCGGCCACAUCGCCAAUAUGGAAGUGCUAUCUUCACGAACGAGAAGAUCAGACCGGAAUCUACAUCCUAUACCCACAAUAACGACAUCGAAGUGCUGAAUGUGACAAUCAAAGGACUAACGAUCUCCUCCAUCUACAAGCCACCAAACAUAAGUUUUUCGUAUCCUUCCACCACUACCAAUAGGCAUAUUGUAAUUGGCGAUUACAACAGCCACAGCACGCAAUGGGGGUAUGAUACCACUGGAGAUGAUGGAGCACUAGUUGAAACAUGGGCCCAAAACAACGACCUAAAACUAAUCCACGAUCCAAAGCUCCCAAAGUCUUUCGCCAGUGCCCGCUGGAAGAGACGUUACAACCCGGAUCUAGUUUUCUGCAGCAGGCUGCUUGCUCCCACCAGUCUUAUCACACCAAACAAGACCCCGUUCAAGCGCAGGUUCAACUUUGCUAAGGCAGACUGGCCUGCUUUCACCGAACACCUUGAUCAUACCCUAACACAUCUCCCUGCAGAUCCAAAGAACUAUGAAUCCUUCAUAGAUAUAGUCAAGAAGGUGUCACGUAGACAUAUUCCAAGAGGCUGCCGCACGACAUACAUUCCAGGCAUCGAUGAGGAAUCAAGUCAGCUUCUGGCAAACUACACCACAGCCUACGACACAGAUGCCUUCUCAGAGGAUACCAUCAACCUUGGAGAAGAGCUUAUAUCAAGGAUAUCUCAACGACAUAGGCAGAUAUGGCAGCACAUGAUUGAAACAACAGACCUAAGACACAGCAGCAGGAAAGCGUGGGCCACCAUACGCAAGCUCGGAAUUGACAGCACCAGAGCUCAACAGCAUUAUAAUGUUACGGCUGACGAAGUAGCAAAUCAGCUGUUGAAAAAUGGAAAGGCCCCCAAGACGACUAAUUCACACAGGCACAAACUACCUGGAGUUGACCAGAACAUGUCUCUUUUCACAAGACCUAUUUCUGAAGAAGAACUACAGAAAGGUAUCUCCACGCUACACGUCAACAAGGCGGCAGGCAUCGAUGACAUCAGAUCGGAGCAGAUCAAACACAUGGGCUCUGUAGCACAGAAAUGGCUGCUAGACAUGUUUAACAACUGCAUCGAGAACACCUGUGUCCCAAAACAGUGGCUCCGAACCAAAGUCGUCGCUAUCCUCAAGCCAGGAAAGGACUCAAACGAAGCCAAGAACUUUCGACCGAUCUCGCUCCUGUGCCAAACAUACAAGCUGCUUGAACGCCUUAUUCUCAACAGAAUUGGGCCUCACGUUGACAGCCAACUGAACUGUGAGCAGGCAGGUUUCCGACCAGGAAAAUCCACCACGGGACAACUUCUCAACCUGACCCAACACAUCGAAGACGGUUUUCAGAACAACCUCAUCACAGGUGCAGUAUUUGUGGAUUUAUCUGCGGCUUAUGACACUGUCAAUCACCAAAGGCUACAGACAAAACUUCAUGACAUCACAAAUGACCUCAAACUCACCAGAUUCAUUCAGAAGAUGAUGCAGAACAGACGCUUCUUUGUCGAACUUGAUGGGCAGAAGAGCAGAUGGCGGAAACAGAAAAACGGUCUCCCCCAGGGUGGCGUCCUGGCGCCAACACUCUACAACAUCUACACUGCUGACAUCCCUUCAACAGAGAACACUCGAAACUUCAUCUAUGCAGAUGACACCUGCAUCACAGCCCAGCAUAGUACCUUCGAAGCUGUUGAACUCCAUCUCAACACAGCGCUCGCAAGCCUUUCGGAGUACUACAGAGCAAACUACCUACGGGCAAACCCAUCCAAGACUCAGGUGUGUGUUUUCCACUUGAAGAACAGGGAGGCAAAGAGAGAACUGAAGCUAAAGUGGAACAAUGUGCAACUUAACCACUGCGAGCAUCCAGUUUAUUUAGGUGUAAAACUCGAUCGUACUUUAUCAUUCAAGAAACAUAUCGAGAAGACAAUAGGCAAAGUAGAAUCUCGAAAUGCCAUCAUCGGGAAGCUAGCAUCUUCACACUAUGGCGCUGACCCCAAAACUGUACAAAGUGCAGCUGUUGCUCUAUGCAUGUCAUCCGCAGAAUAUGCUUGCCCAGUUUGGAGCAGAUCAGCCCAUGUGAAGAAGCUUGACACCACACUCAAUAACACUUAUCGAAAGAUAACAGGCUGCCUGAAACCAACAAAAGUUGAGGAGAUAUAUCACCUCGCUGGCAUUGGAUCUCCUAACCAAAGGCGCACUAACACCUGCCUAAAGGAACGGAUGAAGCAGGCGACAGAUGACAGACACAUGCUACACGGAUACUUACAACCCCACAAACGACUUAUAUCCCGACACAGCUUCCUCGAUUCUGUCCCACCACCUGAACAGAAUCCUCCACCAUCAGCCAAGCCCGGUUUUGAAGGAUGCUGUUCAGAUUACUCUAUAACCUUUCACUACAUUCCACCUGCCGCUCUGUACAACCUGGAAUACCUUGUUUAUCAUCUGCGUCCCUUCGGUGUCGGAACGUACCCAUGUCCAGCCGAUGUACCUAAAGAGAUUCUUCAAGAGGCGCGUUCCAGGCAGCAAUUGCCGCAAUCGCAAGAACAGCCUCUGGAUGAUCAGGAGAGGAAAUAA
Molecule: messenger RNA, 2808 nt
Organism: Strongylocentrotus purpuratus (purple sea urchin)
Lineage: Eukaryota; Metazoa; Echinodermata; Echinoidea; Camarodonta; Strongylocentrotidae
Exons: 3
Coding region: 1-2808 (935 amino acids)
Molecular function (GO): catalytic activity
Source: RefSeq, a predicted model, not a curated record